Messenger RNA from Arabidopsis thaliana (thale cress), 921 nucleotides. Its product is annotated as MATH domain/coiled-coil protein. The coding region runs from base 1 to 921 and encodes 306 amino acids. Lineage: Eukaryota; Viridiplantae; Streptophyta; Magnoliopsida; Brassicales; Brassicaceae. The transcript has 4 exons. The record is from RefSeq and is marked reviewed.
AUGGGAAAUCUAGACGAUAACAAGUUCACUUGGGUGAUUAAGAAUGUCCCAACGUUGAAUUCAGAUAUGCUUUUUUCGAAUUAUUUUGUCAUCGGUGGCUGCAGCUGGCGUGUUGUGGCACAUUCCAAAGAAAAUAACUUUAAAGAAUCUUUAUCUCUAACUCUGAUUGUUGCCGAAGAUUCUGCUCAAAAAAUGGGUUGUGGGUGGAGUAGAUACGCUAAAAUUAUCUUUACUCUAGUCAAUCAAAUUUCUGAAAUUCUCUCUCAACGUAUAGAAACCAUGUUUGAUCAAAAGAGUUCGGUUUUCAGUAGCGAAACUAUGUUUUCUAUUGGGAAAUUUGAUGAACACUUUGCUGGAUUUAUUGUAAAUGGAGAAAUCAAGAUUGUUGUUGAGUUUCUUGAAAUUAUUGACAAAUUAGUGUUAUCUAAAGAAUCAAACCCGCCUUUUAAAAAGACAAAGCUAAACAAUGAUGGUGAAGUGUCUAAAGAUUUGAUUAGGGAGGUUCCAGUAAUAAUGGAAAGCAUUGUUGUUAAUGGGUUUCAUGUUCUUCCUUCACAGGUGGAAUUUGUGAAGCGUAUUUUUGAAAAACAUCCAGAUGUUGCAAAGGAGUUUCGUCCAACGAACCGGAUUGUGAAGACAGCGUAUAUGAAUGUUCUACUCAGUUUGAUUGAGACUUUGCGCCAGUCGCCUAGAGAAAUCUCUAAGAAUGAUCUGGAUGGUGCAUGUGGUUUACUAAGAUCCAUGAAAGAGGCUGGAUUUAAGUUGGAUUGGUUGGAGAAGAAACUGAAUGAAGUGUUAGAAAAGAAGGAGAAAGAAGAAAGUUAUGAGACUCGAAUGCGAGAAAUCGAGGAAGAGAUGAAGGACUUGAAGGCAAAAGCGUUGGACGUGGGAGCUCCUUUAAGGUUAGAUGAUGUUGUCUGA